Molecule: messenger RNA, 5201 nt
Organism: Salvelinus namaycush (lake trout)
Lineage: Eukaryota; Metazoa; Chordata; Actinopteri; Salmoniformes; Salmonidae
Product: phosphatase and actin regulator 4A-like
Exons: 13
Coding region: 425-3610 (1061 amino acids)
Biological process (GO): actin cytoskeleton organization; neural crest cell migration
Molecular function (GO): actin binding
Source: RefSeq, a predicted model, not a curated record
AGGAGAACUGGGAUCAAAUACUAUUUGAAUUCUCUCAAAUACUGUUUUGCCUCCUGUGAACUUUGCCAUGAGGAAUGACAGGCUUCGGAGUCUGCCGGUAUGCCACUGCCUUAUAACUGGUGUACCUUAUUUAUGAAGUCAGCGGCACAGACCAGGGGAGGAGGGACUUUGCAAAUUGAGUGAGUGAGAGUGUGUGUGAGAGAGCGAGACCAAAACACACAGUGAAAUAGACGGAGGAAGAAAGAGAACAAGGUGAGCCAAGGGAGUAGGAGAGUCUUGGGUUACAGGAGCGUUAAGGCGGUUGGGUUUGUUGGCGAGGAUCAUAGCAGGGGAUCUAUUUGUCCUCUGUCUGUAUCCCUCCCGACCGUGGACCCCAGGAGAGUUAGGGGCCGGUGGGCCAGAGGGGACAAGGGCGUGGGGUAGCAUGGGACAGAGUGCCAGCGACGCAGAGACAGUGCCCCGGCAACACCAACCGCAACCUGCUCAACACAACACUGAUGAUGAGGUGGACUUGCAGCAUAGUACGACAGGGAGCGAGGGGGGGAACUCAUCAGGUGAAACCCCUCCCUCCAAACGCAAGGGCAAGUUCUCCAGCUUCGGCAAUAUGUUCAAGCCCUGGAAGUGGAGGAAGAAGAAGAGCAGUGAGACGUUUCUGGAAACCUCAAUAGUGUUGGAGAGGAAGAUCUCGGUAAGGAGACCUCGUCAGGAGCUAAUCGACAGGGGAGUGCUGAAAGAACUUCCAGAGAAUGAGAGCAACGAUGUGAACCACUCCAAAGUUCCGGGGGUGAAGAAUGGCCAGCCAGUAUCCAUGGACGUUGACCGGGUCUCAGAGUCAGGGGUCAGGGGGUCGCGGGGGGAGCCAGGCCCAGGGCUCAACCCCACUUGGCUGCCCCAGGGAGUGGACCCCCGGCGGGGCACUGUCCCUUCAGAUGACCCCCGGAGCAGGAGCAGGGUGCCCUCCGAUGCCUCUCGCUCCAACCGAGCCCCACUGGACGUAGACUCGCACGCCAGGCUAUCGGCCAUAGAUCUGGAGAGACGGAGCAGACUGCCCUCUGACGUGUCGGGGGAAAGGAGGAAAGGAGGGUCACUACCGAGAGGACCUGCUCCUGAGGAUGGGAAGCACCGGAGAGAGGGGAAAGAGGACAAGCGAGAGGAGAGGAGAGAUGGGAAAGAGGAGAGGAAAGGAGAGAGGAGAGAUGGGAAAGAGGAGAGGAGAGCGGAUGGGAAAGGGGAGAGGAGAGAUCCUUGUGAUGAGAGAGAAAGAAAGGAACAGAGGGAGGAGAGAGACCGGGAGGGAGGCGAACGGAGGGAUGAUAAAGACAACAAGGAAAAGAGAGACAGGAGAGAUGACAGGGAGAGGAGAGAAGAUAGGGAAAGGAGGGACAGAGAUAAUCGAGAGGAGGACAAGGAGAAGAGAGAUGGGAAGGGAGAAAAAGAUGACCGGAGAGAGGGAAAAGAGAAAAGAGACGAGAAGAGAGAUGAUCGAGAGAGGAGGGAUGACUGGGAAAUAAAAGAUGACAAGAGAAUCGAUUGUGAAAGGAGAGAUGCUCGUGAUCGCAGGGACGAUGGUGAGGAGAAGGAUAGGAGAAGGAGUCCUAGGGCUGGGAAACCAGAGACUAUCUUGAGACCUGUAGAAGGGAGUCGUCCGGUGGUCAGACCCCACUCUGAGAUGGAGCUGAGGCCCAGUCUCCAGAAGACCUCCUCAGAGGACCUCCGUACCAGGGUCCGCCCUGCCUCCGAGACUUACUGUGGAAGCACCUUGCCCAGGUACAUACCAUCUGAGGAGACCAAACGAGGGGAAACCCGCGGAAGAGCAGAGUCCACUGGUGUCCGCUUCGCUCCUGGCCCCACCCCAGACUCUGACUCCGCCUUUAACUCGUCCUCCUCCCGGAGAGCUCAGCCUCCUACCAAACAGGCCAUGCUCCCUCCCAAGGGCCAACCCACCACCACCUCCUCCACGGAGCCUGGCCGGACCUCCACCCCACCUUCCUCCUCCUCCUCCUCUACUUCCUCCACCUCCUCUGCUAUAGCGGUGGCCAAGCCACCCAGGACUGUUUCCCUGGUCAUCAGUGAUGACCCUCCUCCUCCUCCCAGCCCCGUCCCCCCUGCACGGUUUAGCCAUGUACCCCCAUCCUUCACCCCGGGAGAGUCAGCCACCCCUCCCCCUGUACCCCCCCAUGCCAAGCAGCCACCUGUACCCCCACCCAAACUCACCAACCGCAACAGCAACCCCGCUCUGCUUGCGGAGCUCUCUCAGGCUGGCAGUGGUGUCAUCGUGUUUCCUGCCCCCACCAGGCGCUCUCCACCCACUCCGCCCAAGAGGAUGACCCCCGUCACCAAGCACCUCUCCGACGACCUGUCCCCUGAGGCAGAGGCCUCCUUCCCCUCUAGUUCUGCCCCUGUUCCAGUCCCCAUACCUACUGUCUCUGUACCCCCCAGCACUGACCAAGAUGACAAUCAGGACACCCUUAAGGCAGUAGGCUUCCAACUACCCACCUCUGACCCUGCACCACAACCUCUGUCCCAUAUACCCAUGUCCACUCCUAGCUCCCACCCCCACCUACCUCUCCCCAACCCUGUCUCCGUCCCUCUCCCUAUCCAUCAGAAGGAUCCUCCCAGCCCCACCACAGAGCCACCCAGCCACCCCCCAGCCUCAGUCCCAGCCAUCCCUCUGCACAUCCUGAUCCAGCGGGCCCUGUGCUCCCCCAGCCCGGCCCAGGCUAACUCAGACGGAUCCCAGAGAGCCCACUCCAUGCUGUUUGAGUCCCCUCCAGAGUUCCUCACUGAGGCUGGAGGCCGACGCUCUCUACCCGUCACCAUAGAACUGCUCAGACUACCUGAGGAUGAUGACUUCAACAUGGAGGAGGAGUUGGAGAAGCUUCACCCCAGGCGGAUGCUGCCCUCCCAGCCCCCCAGGCAGCCUGAGCUGGAGUCCAGGAACAGAAGGGGUCUGAUAGGGGAACCCAGGGUCAGUGUGAUUCCAGAGGGCCGGGGGCCCGGAGACAGCAGUGAGGAGGAUGAAGAUGAGGAGACGGACUCUGACGGACCCAUCCUCUACAGAGAUGACGAUGAAGACGAGGACGAAGAUCCACCAAGUGCCUUGGCGAGCCGUGUGACGAGGAAGGACACCCUGGCCCUGAAGCUGGAGAGACAGCAGGAGAGAGAGGAGCAGGAGGGAGGAGAAGGACAGGACGGAGUCGGCUGGCAGAGCAGAGAGCAGUGGGAGGCACUCAGGAACAAGAUCGGUACUACGCUCAACAGGAGGUUGAGUCAGAGACCCACAGCAGAGGAGUUGGAGCAGAGAAACAUCCUUCCAGCCAGGAACGAAGCUGAUAUCAGGGCAGAGAGGAGCGAGAUCAAACGCAGACUAACCAGAAAGCUGUCCCAGAGGCCCACCAUAGCAGAGCUUCAGGCCAGGAAGAUCCUGCGUUUCCAUGAGUAUGUAGAGUGUACCACAACUCAAGAUUACGACCGACGUGCAGACAAACCCUGGACCAAGCUCACUCCCUCUGAUAAGGCUGCCAUCCGCAAGGAACUUAAUGAGUUCAAGAGCUCUGAGAUGGAGGUUCAUGAAGAGAGCAGGAUCUAUACCAGAUUCCAUCGGCCUUAGCUGUGCUCCCUGGCCUGGCUGCAAAAGAAGCACUAAAAUGCAAUACGGAGCCGGGGGUUUGCAGGACUUCAAUAUGGAACGCACAGACCCCCUGGUGACUGCAAUAUCUUGUCCUGGAACAAGCCUGUUCCUCUCCCGGAAGGCACACUAUUGAUGGCUGAAAUAAGAAAAAUGUAACAUUAAAAACAGAAAACAUCAACAAAGAUGAAUUGUCCUGGAACAAGCCUGUUCCUCUCCCGGAAGGCACACUAUUGAUGGCUGUAUCUGAAACCAUGGUCUGUCUGUGACCAUGGACUAUGAAUCUGUUGAUGUGGUCCCUUGGUCUAUCCAGUCAUUGUUGAAGCCACGGACUAGAUGUGAGGCCCAUCGGUCCAAGCCCUCAGAUAUGAAACCAUGGUGGUACUGGUACUACUGUACUGCAGCGUUGAGCUUCCUGACAAGAUGACCCACGGGGAAGCAGGAGGAGAACAACAGAGGUGGUGGUUUAGGCCUAUUUCAGAGGACAUUUUGUUACUUCCCUGUGCCAACACUGUGACUUACGAUAUGCAUGACAAAAGGGACAGAGAUUGACAGAGAAUGUCCUUUUUUGUUCAUCACAUCUACAUUCUCUAUGUCGCUAGCUAAGGCAAGAAUAUUCCCAAGAGGCCUUUCUGUACCUGCUUUUUAGACUUCCCUCAACACUUUGCCAUAUUUUUAUUUGAGAAGAGGAAAGAAUUGUGUACGUAUUGUAUUGAUUGUUGAUCAUGAUGAUGGUUGACAUUAGUACACGGUGGUACUAAUGAUUUAAUGUCCAAAUAAAUGAGAUACUGAACUUUCUUAGACUACAUGACACUGGUGAAACCCUCCAACUUGUGUAUGGGUACCCACUGGUACUAGCCUUAUCGCUUUUGGGACAAUACAUGGAGUGGUAUGGAAACUGUACAGAGGAAAUGUGAAAUGGCUAUAUGUAGCCUACAUAUAUCGGUGACGGGUUUAGUUAAAGGAAACUCAAAUGUAGCCUCAACUAGUCAGCUUACUAGCUGUUUUACAUAGACCUAGAUCUUAUUCAACAGCUCCAUUCUCCCCAUACACAAUGAUGUGCAUUUUACUGUAUUCUGUUGAUUUUCUGACAGCCAGUAAUACAAGCUGACUAAUUGUUUUUUCAGGCAUAGUAAUAAGGCACCGUAUUGUAAAAAUUAAAUUGUACAAUUUGAAACGUUAGAAUAAUUUAAUAAGACAUAACAUAAAGCUUACAUGCACUAUAAUUAUUUCACGGAUGGUGUUGAAGACCUGCGGCAGGAACAUGGAUAUAUUUUUACUUUUUUUUUUAUGUUACUUUGUAUGUAGGCCAAUGGUUGGCCUCAGCUGUAUAAACUUAUCCUGUAGAUUUGACUUUAUAUUAAAUACUGCAUGUCUUCCUAAUGUGUUUUAAAUAUAAUUAAAGUAUUACAACAGUGCUAUUUUCUAAUAAUGUUACAGAAAUUGGUACAGAAAAAGCGUCCCCUUAUUUUACAGAUGUUUUUUAUGAAGAGAUCUUUAAAAUUAUUUGCAAACCUAUUGUAUAAAUGAAUGGUCAACUUGCACUCAAAUUAAAAUAAGUGGUUUAUCAUAA